GGCAUUUUACCUAUUCGGUAUGUUAAACAGUCAGCUAUACCAUUGAAUGGAUGAAAAUGGCAUCCUAAGAUAAUGUCGGGGCAUUUAAUAGAGCGCAAGUUGCGAUUGGCCUAAUCCUAAUCGGCCACUCGGCUCAACAAAUUAACGUAAAGCCCCGUAGUUGACUGAAAAUUGUGCGAAAAUGGCGCGUAAAGACACGAAUACCUUGUGAUCGUAGCCGUCAAGGACGCACGUGACGAGCAUCCAGUUCGAGCAAGACGGCGACGUCGUGACAGCGGACAGCGACGGCUUCAUAACCGUGUACUCGGUCGAUGCAGACGGUGCCUACUUUAUUAGAAUGGAGUUCGAGGCCCACAACAAGGGCAUCAGCUCCCUGGUUAUGCUAUCGGAGGGUACUCUGCUGUCCGGCGGCGAGAAGGACAGAAAAAUCGCCGCCUGGGAUUCGUUGCAGAAUUACAAGCGCAUCACCGAUACUAAGCUACCGGAAACCGCGGGCGGCGUGCGCAGUAUCUACCCUCAACGCCCGGGCAGGAACGACGGCAACAUCUACGUCGGCACCACUCGCAACAACAUCCUCGAAGGCUCGCUCCAGCGGCGCUUCAACCAGGUCGUCUUUGGCCACGGCAGACAGCUUUGGGGACUGGCCGUACAUCCGGACGACGAAGUCUUCGCCACCGCCGGCCACGAUAAGAACAUCGCGCUCUGGAGGCGGCACAAGCUCCUCUGGACUACGCAGGUCGGCUUCGAGUGUAUCUGCAUUGCCUUCCAUCCAUUCGGUGUGGCAUUGGCCGCGGGCUCCUCCGAGGGUCAUCUCCUGGUGCUCGCAGCGGACACAGGAGCUGCCGUGGCUACACUCCGAGUUUGUGGCUCGCCCCUUUCCUGCAUUGGCUACAAUCCCACUGGAGAAAUGGUGGCCAUGGGCUCACAAAACGGCAGCGUUUAUUUAUUUAGAGUAUCGAGAGAUGGAUUUUCGUAUAAGAAAAGCAACAAAAUCCGAGGCACACAGCCUCUUGUGCAGCUCGAUUGGAGUUCCGAUAGUCGAUUCUUACAAACGGUCACCCAAGACUAUGAUCUUGUAUUUUGGGACGUUAAGGCUCUCUCUUCGGAAAAGAGUCCACUAAUUAUGAAAGAUGUUAAAUGGUAUACGCACAACUGCACCGUUGGAUAUUUAGUGUCUGGAAUGUGGAAUAAUCGUUAUUACCCGCUGACGACGGUGGUGACGACCUCGUGUCGCUCGGCGGCCCACGACAUGCUCGUAAGCGGCGACGCCGAAGGCUACCUCCGGCUCUUCCGCUACCCCUGCACCAGCGCCAAGGCCGAGUACGUCGAGGAGAAGGUCUACAGCUCGCUGGUCGCCUGCUCGCGCUUCCUCUACAACGAUCAGAACGUUGUGACCGUAGGCGGCACCGACGCCGCCCUCAUGCUCUGGGAGCUCGUCGACGAGUAGCAGGCCGAGUGUAACUAGCCGAGUCGUGACCCAUCAUCACCCGGUAAUAGACCAUCACGCGGCUCUCCUCAUCGUCCGGCCCUUGUCGAAGGCCGUACUUUUGCACGACGUUCCCAUCGCUCCCACCCCUCCCUUCUUCCCUCACUCCCCAUACUGUACAUUUGUAAGAAUUUUUUUAUAGUUAGCCUUUGGAGAGCGAUAUGCGAAGAAGGCUUGAUGUGUUAAUAAUUUUUACACCUUUGAUCUUGGCUUGAUUAAUUUCCUUUAGACGCAUUUUGUUAUGAGCAUUAAGAAAAGAGAGAGAGAGAGAGAGAGAGAGAGAGAGAGAGAGAGAGAGAUCUCUUGGAUUAUUAUGCUGUUUCAAUUUAACUAAGCCGCCGCGAAUGCGUACCAAUACCGGAUGAUGCAUUAAGGAUCUUAUUUUUUCAAAAUGUUAAUAUAUAUUUUUUGUAACUAAUAGAGCUUUCGCAAACGGCCUUUCAAGCGCUUAUUCGUUUGUAUGAUACAAGUUUAUUUAUCAGAUUAUUCGGCGGUGGCCCAGCAUCGAGUAAAACAACAAACGAAGCCGAAUCAAAUACAAGACAGAAUUUUAAAAUAGCAAGCUUUCGGCAAUUCUUUGUAAUUAUAAGUGUUA
Ceratosolen solmsi marchali is the source of this 2081-nucleotide messenger RNA. RefSeq names its product echinoderm microtubule-associated protein-like CG42247. Gene Ontology annotation, cellular component: mitotic spindle. Gene Ontology annotation, molecular function: microtubule binding. The transcript is spliced from 6 exons. NCBI's taxonomy places the organism in Eukaryota, Metazoa, Arthropoda, Insecta, Hymenoptera, Agaonidae. Bases 338 to 1447 code for a protein of 369 amino acids. The record is from RefSeq and is a predicted model, not a curated record. Gene Ontology annotation, biological process: microtubule cytoskeleton organization.